Messenger RNA from Alternaria atra, 1722 nucleotides. RefSeq lists its product as uncharacterized. The record is from RefSeq and is a predicted model, not a curated record. The transcript has a single exon. The coding region runs from base 1 to 1722 and encodes 573 amino acids. Lineage: Eukaryota; Fungi; Ascomycota; Dothideomycetes; Pleosporales; Pleosporaceae.
AUGAGAUACGCAUUCGCUCCCCUUGCAUUCGGCCUCGGAGCCAACGCUCUCGUCGCCCGUACGAACACACAGUGCUUCAAGCUCCAAGCAUCUGGCGGCGCAUCAGGUGUACUUGGCCAACUCGACGACGGCCAGAACCGCGUUGGCGGUGGCCAUCCUACCGGCUGCUACUGCUUGGACAGCAACGGUGGCUUCACUGAUUCCAAUGGACGGGGUUGCAUCUUGACCCCUCCUACCACGCAGUUCCAGUGCGAUGUUGGUGCCACCCCCACCAACGGCUUCGCAGUCAGCUCUGGCGGCGGCGUGACCUACAACGGCUCCGGCAAGUUCUACGCCUGCCCCGUCAAUGACAACGGCGAGUACAACGUCUACACAACCCCUGCCCCUGGUCAGACGAAGUGUGUUGAGAUCUCUCUUGCGUCUGCUGGUUCAUGCGGAGCUGGCGCGUCCCAACCUGCUGGCUCUCAGCCUGCCGGCACACCUCCAGCAGCUACCACUGUCGUUACCAAGACCAAGCCUUCCGAGACCCCCGUUACGACCCCCAACGCCCCAGCUUCCCAGCCGCCAUACCCAUCCGGCCCUGCUGGCACUGGACCCAACCAGCCAGGUAACACUGGCUACCCAGGCAAGCCUGGUCAAUCCGGAAAGCCCGACCACCCCGGUCAACCUGGAAAGCCCUCUCAACCCGCCCCGGAAGCUCCUAAGCCCUCUCAGCCGGCACCCGAGGUUCCCGUAGCUUCUAAGCCUUCUCACCCAGCACCUGAGGCCCCCAAGCCUACACCCGAGGCUCCCCAGCCCUCUCAGCCAGCUGUUCAGCCUCCUAUGCCCUCUUCACCCGCGCCUGGAGUUCCUCGGGAGUCCGAGUGCGUUCCCAAGGUCGUUACUGUCACUGUCACCAAGCCUGUAGCCCCUCCAGUUGUGACCAACCCUGCUCCUCCAGCUUCGACGAAGCCCGCCCCUCCAGCGGAGUCCAUGCCAGCUCCUCCUGCUGAGUCCAUGCCAGCCCCUUCCAAGCCUGCUGCGACCACGCCCGCCCCCUCGAAGCCAGUUGAGACUGUAACAUCCAUCUCCGGCAUCCCAGGUGGCUGCAACCCUGCUCACCCAGGCUCAUGCCCUUCUUCCUACUUCGACACCAUGCCCGCUCCCUCUCAGCCCGCUAUCACCGCCCCUGCCCCCUCUCAGCCAGCCGCGACAGUACCAGCUCCUUCCGUACCAGCUCCCUCCAAGCCCGCUGGCUCCUGUCCUCAGGACCUCAACGGCAACUACCAGUACCCCCAUCUGAUCGUACCCGUUGACUCCCAGAACCCUGACAAGGCCUACGGCACCUCGUACAACGGCACAAUCAACGGCCACACCUGCACCAUCUUUAACUUCGAUAUUCCCGCCUCCUAUGCCGGUAAGAAGUGCUCCACCAUGUUCAUGCUCCCCAGGAAGGAGGACCUCGAGACCUCUGACUACACCAUGUCUGGCCACGGAAAGUGCACCGUCAGCAAGCUCAAGGGCAACGCCAAUGCACAGACAACAUACAGCAACCAACCCGCUAAGGUUGGCGACGUUGCCUCAAUUGAGCUCAGCUCCGGUAACACCUACACCGUUGAGUCUGGUGACUGCGAGGCUGGUCAGACCGUGAGCUACGAGAUCUGCGGUAGCGGUGAUUUCUCCAUCAACUACUUCCAGGACUGGAACCCAAGCCCCAUCGGCCUGUACGUCCGCCAGUGCUAG